AAGACAACGACAAAGAGCUGCGUCUGAUCUGGAAUGAAACUCCAGUCCUGCUUUCAGAUUCUGGUUUCAUCGAGGAUUUGAGCUUCUGUCUUUUUGUGCUGAGACCAGUUUCUGUCCUUGAAGACCAAGCCUGGUUUCUGGACUCAGAUCUGAAAUUCCAGAUUUUGGUUUUAAAGAGAGACGAGCUUCAGAUUCUUCUUCUUCUUUUGUGACCGCUGCAGAUGAAGCAGAAGAAGAACAGUUUCUGUCUUCUUUCUCUGUUUGGAGGCUGAAGCAGCAAAGCAGAUGGACGUUUUGCACAGCUGGACGUUUGUGUGAACUGACAGUGUGACGACAGCUGGAUGAGAGCCUGAAGCCAAAGUAGAGUCAAUGUGACAGACAUGAAGAACCUGGACCAGUAUGGACGAAGUCACCUGGAGAGUCUGGUGUGUGCAGCCCUGUCCAGUCUGGUGUUGGUUCUACUGGGAGUGCUGGGCUCGGUCCACGGCUGUCCUGGUGCCUGCACCUGCUAUGGCAACACGACUGACUGCUCCGCUGUCGGUCUUCUCUCUCUGACGCCCAUCCUAGCACUGCUGGACCAGGACUCUCUGAACCUCCGCCUGCCCCAGAACAACCUCUCCUCCCUGGGCACAACCGAGCUGUCCAACCUCAGCAGCCUGGAGCUUUUGGAUCUUUCCCAGAACCACUUUUCCACGCUGCAGCCCGGAGCUUUCUCAGGCCUGGGCGGCCUGCGCUGGCUCAAUCUCUCUGCUAACUACUUCGGGGUUCGCCUGGUGACCUCUGACCCCAACAGUAGCGCAGAGGUCCUCCAGGGCUGGAAUGGAAGUCAAGGGAGUGUUGGCCUGAGCAAGGAUGUGUUCAGGGGGCUGUGGCGGCUGCGAGGGCUCGACCUGUCCUCCAAUGGCCUCCUGUGGCUGCCCAUAGGCCUGCUGGAUGGGCUUCAGAGACUCGCCUGGCUGUCCUUGGCCGGCAACCGGCUGGUGGCUCUGGACCGAGUCACCUUUGAGCCCCUGGUGGGUCUACAGCAGCUCCAGCUGGCGGGAAACCCCUGGGAGUGCGACUGCAAGCUGAGAGACUUCAAGCACUGGAUGGAGUGGUUGAUUUACAGGGAUGGGCAGGUAGAUGCGAUGCGCUGCAGUCUCCCGGGGGAUUUGAAGGGCAGGGACAUCCGCAGCGUGCCAGCAGAGAUGUUCAGCUACUGCCUGCAGAGUCCCAGCAAAGAGGGCGCCCCAGGUUACGCCACUCGACCUCCCUGCCCGCCCAACCGGAUCAGCAGCAACGACGAAUGUGUACGCCAGCGCUACCGGCCCAUCAGUGUCCGCAGAGCGCACGGCACACAAAUAGUUGCAGGAGUGAUUUGCGGCACAGUGUGCGUCAUGAUGGUGGUUGCAGCGACUUACGGCUGCGUCUACGCCUCGCUGAUGGCGCGGUACCAGAGGGAGAUAAAGAACCGCGGCCAGCCUCUGAUGGCAGAGUCUGGAGCCGACACAGACCUGGAGGAUGGGCAGAUGUCAUCUCCAACAUCGCCGGAGGAGUCGCCGCCCAAAGAGGCCUGCGGCAUUGUGCAUGGAUAUCGAAUCAGCAGCUUCUGACCCACUGCUUUCUACUGAUUUCAGAUCCUUCCAGGACGCUCUGGCUGCUUCUGCUCCUCAGCUCUCAUCAUCGAUGAGACAACGUCUGGAGAGAGGAACCCUGCAGCUCUGUGAUUGUGCUGAAAACCUCUGGGCGGGGACUGAUUGUACAGCUAAUGGACCGGACUAGAUUCAGUGAAACUGGAAUGCUGCAGCACUUCUUCUUCUAAUGUAUGGAUGCUCUGUGAAUUGUUAUUCCCUGCGCUGCAUCUCUCAGCCAGCUUUUAAACUCCUCUGAAGCUGCUGUUUGGCACCUUGACUUCCCUUCAUCUGUGUUUUUGUUUCUUCUUUAGAAAUAUGAAACUACAUUUUGAUUCCAGCUGUCUGUCCUUAUAUCUGAGCCCAACAAGCACAAGCUGCAGAAGUACACGUCUGUGAAUCUGUGAAAUGUGACAUUUCUCCUGCACACAUUCUCCCGUUUUCUUAAUCACUUUUGUGUUUUUAUGUUGUAAUUGAGAAACAGUUCUUCCUCUGUUUGGUGGAUGCCCUGUUGAAUUCCCUCCAAUUAUCAGACACUUCAAACCAUGUUAGAGUCCUGCUGCUGCCAUGGAAAUGCUGCUUCAUCACCGAGGUAGACUGCAUUCAAACAACACUAGAGCUGUGCUGCCACCUAGAGGGCAAGCUUUGAGCUACAGCAGCUUUCAAUCCAGCACAACAACCAGUGAAGACAACAAACAUUCAACAUAGCAACGUCUGAGAUGCCGACUGAAAGUGUGUGUGAGUGUAUCAGCUCACAUAUACUGUGAUGUCCAUGUGUU
This is a messenger RNA of Epinephelus fuscoguttatus (brown-marbled grouper), 2389 nucleotides long. Its product is annotated as leucine-rich repeat and transmembrane domain-containing protein 2-like. Lineage: Eukaryota; Metazoa; Chordata; Actinopteri; Perciformes; Serranidae. The record is from RefSeq and is a predicted model, not a curated record. The transcript has 4 exons. Gene Ontology annotation, molecular function: protein binding. The coding region runs from base 381 to 1592 and encodes 403 amino acids.